AUGACUAAUCUUUCAGAAAAAACUUUUCAAAUUUCAUCUCCAGCUGCAUAUGAGUUGUUAGCUGCAGUAGAAUAUUCAUGGAAGGGGACUUUGAUGAUUUCACAGAAAAAGCAUCAUUGGAAAAGCUGCUAUUGUAUUGUAUCACAGGGUUGUGUUUACUUGUAUGAAAACUGGCGAUCACAUAAAGCAUUCCAGAAACAGUCUUUAAAAGAAUUUAAAAGCGCUUGGGAGUCAACAGAGGAACACAAUGGAGAAAUUUGCUUUUAUCUUGGUUACAAUGAUGAACAGCCACCUCUACAUUUUUGCUGUGAUACAGAAGAAUCACAAAAAAAAUGGGUUGACGAAUUAAACCGCAGAAUUUCGGAAGUGAAGUCCCACUUUCGUCAAUCAUGUGAUAGCGGAUACGGAAGCGCAGGAACAGUACCCGCAAUAGAAAUCGAUGUUGACAAAGAAACAAGAAUUGGAACUGAUGAUAAAGCGUACGAUGAAGUUGAUCAAAGACGGUUUGGCAAUAUACACCAUGGAAUGAAGGAAGAAGCGGGUGUUAUACACAUGAAGGGGCAACAACAUGUAUUAGACUCCGCAGACACAGAUGACGAUUAUGAAGACGUAAGCCCUUCAUUAAAGGGCCUAUUAGCAGGAGAUCGAAAACAUUCAAUAGCUUCGUCAUUUUGUUCCGUGUCAGCACCAAGUGACUCUCACUGUGACACGCAUUUAGUUCAUGAGAAUGACAGCAAAAAGAAAACAGCACAUUCACACAAAAGUGAAACGGAACGCCAUAAUGAAACAACGGCCAAACAAAAUGGAGCAUUACUGUUUCCAAAAGCACCAUUUUUAGAUGAGCUCAAAACAAGGGUGCAUUCUGAUAAUAAAGGCUGAUCGGGCGGAGGACAUAAGAAAGAUAUGCAGCCUUCAUGAAGUAUAAGAGGAACGACAUGAACGAAGAUUUUUUUAAUUGAAUGUUUGAAACAAGUGGAUUCCCUCAAUCUUUGGGCCUGAGCAUAAUAUGUCAUAAACAUAAGGCUGGAUCAACCUGUAACCCGAGUUAUUCUCGAGGAAUUCCUCACAUUAUUACACUAUAUAAAAUAUUUUCAAGCAUCGGUGAUAAACGCUUGACGUAUAAAUUGGGGAAAAUAACAAUUAUUUUGAUGAACCACAGGCAGGUUUUCGGUCUGGAUAUCCGGCAAUUAUUUGUUUUACUUCAAGUUAUGGCGCAAAAAUGUUUUUCUAAACUGGUCAUAUAUUUCGAGGCUUCUACAUGGUUAUUUGCAAGGCCUUCGAUAUGAUUAAUCAUCAGAUACUUUUUCAAGCUUUACAAAGCAUAGGAGCAAAUGGAAGAUUUAGUGUUUUUAUAAAAUAAAGUGUAUAAUUAGCUCUAUGCAAGCGUAAAUGAUGUGUGCUGUGAUUUAAAUGCACAAACCAUUUCUAAAUAGGCCUACGAUUUCUGAAUCUUUCAAAUGUAAUAUAGGAACCCGACAGGGAUACAGUUUCUGCCCUUUGUUAAUGAAUUAGCAUAAUGCCUCGCAUAUAUAUAAUUCUGAGAUACUUAUUACGCACAAAAUUCACGAUAUCUGUGCUGAUGAUGUAGCAAGUUGUGUUGAAACAGCAAUAAGAUAACAUCAACUAAAUGUUGUCGAUGAAUUUUAUAAAAAAUACUGAGACGGAAAUAAAUCUAAAUAAAGCUAAGAUAAUGGUUUUUAGAUAUAGAGGAUCUCUCAAACAGUAUGGGAAUUGGAUUUCUGAGUUUAGACAAGUUUACACCCGUAAACAAAUAAAUGGGAUCUUUAUUUACGCCUUGGCUAUCAUAGAGUUCAGCACAGAAUGAAUUAUGUACACACGCCGAACCGAACAUGCAAAACUUUCUGUGUAUAAUUCAAAGAAGCUUAUGAUUAUUUUCCGACUAAUGAACUGUUCAUUCUGUUUGAUAAUGUGGUUAUACUAUUCUUUGCUUUUGGUGCCAGAUAUGGGAAAAUUGAUUUGUUAAUUCAAGGCAGUUAAAAAGCAUUUAUGUUUUAAAAGAAAUAUAAUGCAUGUUAUAAAUAAAUGUGUAUGUUUGCCAUUAUGUAUAAUAUGUUUUGUUAAUUGUAUAAAAAACGGGGUAAGUUGUUUCCAUAUUAUAGAUAUUACAAACUGUGAAAAAAUC
Messenger RNA from Ruditapes philippinarum (Manila clam), 2143 nucleotides. RefSeq lists its product as uncharacterized. The coding region runs from base 1 to 879 and encodes 292 amino acids. The transcript is spliced from 10 exons. NCBI's taxonomy places the organism in Eukaryota, Metazoa, Mollusca, Bivalvia, Venerida, Veneridae. The record is from RefSeq and is a predicted model, not a curated record.